CGCGGCGAUGCGCGUGCGCACCACUGGGCCCGCGCCUACUCCUGAGACUUCGCGAUCCUCCAAGCUCUCGCGAGAGCAGUGUUUGUGUGUUGGGACGUGCGGCAGCCUUCAUUUUCGGUCAUGGCGCUGAAGGUGGCGACGGUUGCCAGCGGCACUGUGAAGGCAGUGCUCAGGCCAGCCCUCCUCUGCCGUUCUUGGGAGGUUCUAGGUGUCCAUGAGGGCCCCCGGAGGAGCUUCUCACAACAAACAAUUCCCCCGUCGGCUCAGUAUGGUGGGCGGCACACGGUGACCAUGAUCCCAGGGGAUGGCAUUGGGCCGGAGCUCAUGUUGCACGUCAAGUCUGUGUUCAGGCAUGCGUGUGUGCCGGUGGACUUUGAAGAGGUGCACGUGAGCUCCAAGGCUGACGAAGAGGACAUCCGCAAUGCCAUCAUGGCCAUCCGUCGGAACCGUGUGGCCCUGAAGGGCAAUAUUGAAACAAACCAUAACCUGCCACCUUCCCACAAAUCCCGAAACAACAUUCUUCGCACCACGCUGGACCUCUAUGCCAAUGUCAUCCACUGUAAGAGCCUGCCCGGAGUGGUGACCCGGCACAGGGAUAUAGAUAUUCUCAUCGUCCGGGAAAAUACUGAGGGCGAGUAUAGCAGCUUGGAGCACGAGAGUGUGGCAGGAGUGGUGGAGAGCCUGAAGAUCAUCACCAAGGCCAAGUCCCUGCGCAUUGCUGAAUACGCCUUCAAAUUGGCCCAGGAAAGCGGGCGCAAGAAAGUGACAGCCGUGCACAAGGCCAACAUCAUGAAACUGGGCGAUGGGCUCUUCCUCCAGUGCUGCAAGGAGGUGGCAGCCCGUUACCCCCAGAUCACCUUUGAGAAUAUGAUUGUGGACAACACCACCAUGCAGCUGGUGUCACGGCCCCAGCAGUUUGAUGUCAUGGUGAUGCCCAAUCUCUAUGGCAACAUCGUCAACAAUGUCUGUGCGGGGCUGGUUGGGGGCCCUGGCCUUGUGGCUGGGGCCAACUACGGCCACGUGUAUGCUGUGUUUGAGACGGCUACAAGGAACACAGGCAAGAGUAUCGCCAAUAAGAACAUUGCCAACCCGACGGCUACGCUGCUGGCAAGUUGCAUGAUGCUCGACCACCUCAAGCUCCACUCCUACGCUGCCUCUAUCCGCAAGGCUGUCUUGGCAUCCAUGGACAAUGAAAAUAUGCACACUCCAGACAUCGGGGGCCAGGGCACAACAUCGGAGGCCAUCCAGGACAUCGUCCGCCGUAUCCGCAUCAUCAACGGCCGAGCCGUGGAGGCCUAAGGCUGCCCUGGGAGUGUUGGCCCCUGCUCGCUCCCAGCACCUCCGCCAAAAUAAAUCAGCUCCUGCCCCAGCCCUCGGCCGUGUGCUUCUGGCACUCCAGGA
Messenger RNA from Manis pentadactyla (Chinese pangolin), 1401 nucleotides. RefSeq names its product isocitrate dehydrogenase (NAD(+)) 3 non-catalytic subunit gamma (gene IDH3G). The record is from RefSeq and is a predicted model, not a curated record. Gene Ontology annotation, cellular component: mitochondrion. Bases 121 to 1299 code for a protein of 392 amino acids. Gene Ontology annotation, biological process: tricarboxylic acid cycle; isocitrate metabolic process. The transcript has 13 exons. Lineage: Eukaryota; Metazoa; Chordata; Mammalia; Pholidota; Manidae. Gene Ontology annotation, molecular function: oxidoreductase activity, acting on the CH-OH group of donors, NAD or NADP as acceptor; NAD binding; magnesium ion binding.